AGAGGAGGUUGCCUGCCUGACUUCUCCCUCUCCCUCUUACAUGAUAGGCCUAGAGAAGUGUCUGCACCUCUAUCCCUGCCAGGCAAAGGCAGAGCCACCCCUUGGGGGACUUGGGAAAAGUCAGUGGUCCCUGCCCAACUCUAUGUUCAUAAUCUGUCUCCUUUAAUUCUGCAGGUGUUGAAGAGCCAUGGACAAGAAUACCUUGUUGGCAACAGGCUGACCAGGGUGGACAUUCACCUGCUGGAACUUCUCCUCUAUAUUGAAGAACUUGACUCCAGUCUUCUGGCCCCUUUCCCCCUGCUGAAGGCCCUGAAGAGCAGACUCAGCAGCCUGCCCAAUGUGAAGAAGUUCCUACAGCCUGGCAGCCAGAGAAAGCCUCCCAUUGAUGCAAAACAACUCGAAGAGGCGAAGAAGAUUUUCAAUACUAAGUAAAGCUGCAUUGAGAGAGCCCACAGACACCAGUCUCUGGGGUUUUUAAAUAAUAAACAGCAAUUGUUCAUCCUGGUAUUUGAGAAAAUGAACAUGAACAAGGGAUAUAUGUAUGGAAUGUGUUCAACUUGUUGACCUGGGAUUGCAGGAUCACAUUCCAAGAAGGCAAAUAAUAGUCAUUACAAAUAAGAGCAAAGCUUGUAAAAAUAAGGAAAAACUAAGUAAAAAGGACACUAACAAGAGAAAAGAAGUGACUAAAAUAUUUGUAGAAUUAGCCAAAAAAAUAAAGGUAACAUUAAUUACAAGAGAAAGAAAUAAAAAUGAAAAAAAUAGAAUAAAAAAUAAAGAAAAAAAUUGAGGUCUAAAAAAAAGAGUGCAAUUAGGGGAGAAGGAAUUGGAUAACUAGUGUAAAGAUAUUUUAAAGAAAGAAAAAACACCAGAGACAACAAAAUUAAAUAUUUAAAAUAGUGAGGGCAAAUCUGGAGAGCAGGCUCACAAGUGACAUGCACUGGUUUUUCUUGGAGAGGACCAGGUUAGGUGCCCAGCAUCUCCAUGACAUCUCACAACCAUGUGUAACUUCAGCUCCAUAGAACCUGAUGUCAUCUUCAGACCUCUGUGGUCACUGUUCACCUGUGAUAUACAUACAUAUAUUUACUCAAAACACCUCCACAUGUAAAAUAAAAAUUAAAAAUACUUUAAUAGUAAAAAUAGAGAGCAAAAUACACAUUCAAGCAAAAUAACAAUAACAUAAAAUAUCUUUGAAAAGUUUCUGUCUUUAGCUGGGUGUGUUGGCACAUGCCUUUAAUCCCAGCACUUGGGAAGCAGAGCUACAUGGAUCUUUGUGAAGUCUCAAGGCCAUCCUGAUCUACAUAGUGAGUUCCAGGACAGCUAGAGCUACAGAAUAGUGAUGCCUGUGUCAAAUGAAUAAAUAAAGGAUAAAUAAAUUCUGUCCUUGCCCCACUG
Peromyscus maniculatus bairdii (prairie deer mouse) is the source of this 1392-nucleotide messenger RNA. The record is from RefSeq and is a predicted model, not a curated record. NCBI's taxonomy places the organism in Eukaryota, Metazoa, Chordata, Mammalia, Rodentia, Cricetidae.